AUGUUCUACCGAUUUAGUUAUCUUAGUAUUGGUGGUAUAUUCUUACUCAUAUCAUUAGUAAACGGAUAUCCAUCAGGUAUUAAUACAGAACAGUGUCUCAAUUAUUGUUUCAAUGAUGCAGUUUGCUUGAUGAAUAACAACAACCCAACAUGUUAUUGUUUACCUGAAUGGGAAGGAGAACGUUGUGAUAUUGUUCGAAAGGUCGUCCAAAAUGAUCCAGUACAAUUCAAAAAAAUCAAUAGAACCAUUCUACGCAACGAUCCGUGCAGUUAUGUCCCGACUUUAUGUAAUGGUAAAGGAGUUUGUUAUGUGGACGGAGGGAAGUUGACUUGCCAAUGUCAAUAUCCGUUCGCUGGUACACGAUGUGACGAAUAUUCUCUUUGUUAUAAUUAUUGCUUCAACGAUGGCAUUUGCACAAUAGAGAGUGACGAACCAGAAUGCAAAUGUGGAGAGGAUUUCGAUGGUUUGCGGUGUAAUAUUCGUAAGACAACAACACUUGGACCAACUACAACGACGACAACAGGCCCGACUACAACGACGACAACAGGCACAACUACAACCGAUGUCAUUUGUAGUUUUCUCCCGGAAAAUUAUUGCAAUAGUGGAUUUUGCGUUGUCAGUAAUGGCCGAGCGCUUUGUCAAUGUCCACCAUCACACACGGGUGAUCAAUGUCAAACUCCAACAGGAUGGUCACCGGGACCAGAACCUAUCGUGACAGGACAAACAAAUCCACCAGUGACACCAAUACAGCCAACUCCACCAGUGACACCAAUAGCAACAAAUCCACCUAUAGCUGGCGUAACAUGUGCUAAUAGUCCAUGUCGAAAUAAUCGUCCAUGUUAUAAUAAUGGAAAUUCAUUUUUUUGUUAUUGCGGCCAACAAUUUACUGGUACUCACUGUGAAAUACAACAAGGAUAA
Messenger RNA from Rotaria sordida, 918 nucleotides. Lineage: Eukaryota; Metazoa; Rotifera; Eurotatoria; Philodinida; Philodinidae. The record is from the annotation of a GenBank genome assembly.